AUGAGCCGCGAUGAAAACCACUCGAAGGAUAGAUUUACUUCAGCAGCUAGCCGCGGCCAACUCCGGCGCCUGCUCCCGUCAAUAACAUUUGUCGCGGUACACUAUGGCUACUUUGUGGGCGUGUGCCUAGUGAGCUCUCUCGUGUUUUGGGCCUCUUCCGGGCCAGGCAGCAAAGAUGGCGCGACUGCUGGGCGUCCCGGUUCAGUUCCCUACGUCGACAGCCUGUACCUUGUCGUUUCUGCCAUGACCGAGACGGGUCUGAACACGGUCAACCUCAGCCAGCUCAACACGUGGCAGCAGACGAUUUUGUUCCUGUUGAUAGUGAUUGGCGGCUCCGUCUGGGUCUCCAUAUGGACCGUUCUGGCCCGCAAGUGGGCCUUUGAGCGCCGGUUCGACGAGCUCGUCGCGGCUGAGUGCGCUGCCGCUGGCGCUUCGCUGUCACCGCCCGGUCGUGCGCAGAGCCUGCUGCGGCGUGUCACGUCGCGGCUGCAUGCUGCAUCGUCCGGCGUCGAGCCGGCUCGUCUUGCGCGGCUCGAUGAUGCCGAAAACGGGGGCGUCGUGCUCGCAGGUGCCACGCACUGUACCACCAAUGCCGCUACUGCAAAGCCCGUUCCGCUGACGAGGCGGCGACGGCCAAUCGGCCAGGCUGAGAAUGAUGUACAACAGAUCAGAGCAGACACCCUGCGGGGUGUCGUCGAUCGCCACAUGCGCAGCGACAAGAAGAAUCGCGCACCCAAACUCACCACCGAGGAGCGAUACCGACUCGGCGGGGUAGAAUACCGCGCGCUCAGGCUGCUCGCCGUGGCGGUGCCGCUGUACUCUGCCCUCUGGCAGGUCCUGGGCUGCGUGGCCCUCGCGGCGUGGCUACACGACAACCAGGCCCAGCCGUCACUCGACAACGGCAUCAACCCCGUCUGGCUUGGCAUCUUCAACGGCGCGUCUGCCUUUAACAACUCGGGCAUGUCGCUCCUCGACGCCAACAUGGUCCCCUUCAACCGGUCGUACUUUGUCCUCGUCACCAUGGGCAGCAUGAUCCUGGCGGGCAACACGGCCGCCCCCGUCUUCCUGCGGCUGUGCCUCUGGGUAUCGCUCAAGGUGCUGCGGCUCGCGACCGGAGAGGCGGUGCUCCCCGACAUCAAGGCCGCGCUGGAGUAUAUACUCAAGCACCCGCGCCGCGUCCACACGCAUCUCUAUUCGUCGCGGCAGACGUGGUGGCUGGCGUCGUCGGUCGUGGUCUUGAAUGCUGUCAUGUGGGUCGCGUUUGAGCUGCUCAACCUUGGCAACCCGAUCAUCGAGUCGUUGCCCAAGGCCGCCAGGGUCGUCGAUGGUUUGUUUCAGGCCAUUGCUGUCCGUUCGGGUGGCUUUAUGGUCGUGCAGAUGGCGCAGGUAUAUGUUGGUCUCCAGGUGCUUUAUGCCAUUAUGAUGUAUAUCCCCGUGCAUCCGGUUAGCAUGAAAAAGUCCCCCGUCCACGAGGAGCGCAGCAUCAGUGUCGAGAGCGACAGCGAAAAAACACUAGGACCGACGCUCCGCUGCACCCAAGACGACCACGGAGAAAGCACGCAAUCCUUCCUCUCCCGACAGCUCAAGGCAAUCAGGGCAAGGCAGGAAAACGACGUGUGGCUGCUCGUGGCGGCGGUCCUGGUCAUCACGACCAUCGAGACGGGCCACUUCCUCGCGGACCCCGUGACGUGGUCCGUCUGGAACAUCGCCUUCGAGGUCGUCUCGGCGUACGGCUGCGUCGGCGUCUCGACCGGCGUCCCGUUCGACUCGUUCAGCUUCAGCGGGGGGUGGAACGCGCCCAGCAAACUGGUCCUCUGCCUCGUCAUGUUGAAGGGUAGGCACCGUGGACUGCCCGUGGCUGUUUAUCCGCCGGUCGUGUUGCCUGGGGAGGAGGAGGAGGAGGUGGGGGAUGGUGAUGAUGUUUGA
Messenger RNA from Pyricularia grisea, 1926 nucleotides. RefSeq lists its product as uncharacterized. Gene Ontology annotation, biological process: intracellular potassium ion homeostasis; potassium ion import across plasma membrane. Gene Ontology annotation, cellular component: plasma membrane. The record is from RefSeq and is a predicted model, not a curated record. Gene Ontology annotation, molecular function: high-affinity potassium ion transmembrane transporter activity. The transcript has 2 exons. The coding region runs from base 1 to 1926 and encodes 641 amino acids. NCBI's taxonomy places the organism in Eukaryota, Fungi, Ascomycota, Sordariomycetes, Magnaporthales, Pyriculariaceae.